AUGAACGGUAAUAACGCUGGUCCUGGCAGCUUACCUCCUGGUACACCCGAUACUCGCCACUAUGGCCCCGCACCCACAGCACAACGCCGUCGUUAUCAGACCACCAAGAAAGUCAAACUGACUUCUGGUAACUUGGUUUUGGACUGUCCUGUUCCCUCUAAAUUCCUUAAGACUCUCAAAUACCAGGAAGGUGAAGAGUUCACUCACAUGCGCUACACUGCCGCAACAUGUGAUCCUAAUGACUUUGCGUCAGAGAACUAUACCCUGCGACCCCUUUUGCUGGAUGAACAGCCUCGCGAAACCGAACUUUUUAUUGUCAUGACCAUGUAUAACGAAGAUGAAGUCCUCUUCACGAGAACCAUGCAUGGUGUGAUGAAAAACAUUCGCCAUCUGACCACCCGCGAUCGCUCUCGUACCUGGGGCCCAGAUUCGUGGAAAAAGGUUGUCGUCUGCAUCGUCUCUGACGGUCGCUUGAAGAUCAACCCCAAGACUUUGAACGUCUUGGCUGCUAUGGGUGUUUAUCAAGAUGGUGUUGCCAAGAACAUCGUUAAUGAUAAACCCGUUACUGCUCACAUCUAUGAGUAUACAACCCAGGUUACUAUUGAUCCUGACAUGGGUCGCUCUGGUCAUGAUAAGGGCUAUGUUCCCGUCCAGAUCUUGUUCUGUCUCAAGGAAAAGAACGCCAAGAAGUUGAACUCCCAUCGCUGGUUCUUCAAUGCUUUUGGUCAAGUGUUGAAGCCUAAUGUUUGUGUGUUGCUCGAUGUCGGUACCCGCCCUGGUUCGACUUCAAUCUACCAUUUAUGGAAGGCCUUUGAUCUCAACUCGAAUGUUGGAGGAGCUUGUGGAGAAAUUUGUGCCAUGUUGGGUCGUGGAGGCAGUGCUUUGCUCUCGCCUUUAGUGGCUUCUCAAAACUUUGAGUACAAAAUGUCGAACAUUCUGGACAAGCCUCUCGAAUCAGUCUUUGGAUACAUUUCGGUCUUGCCAGGAGCUUUCUCUGCUUACCGCUAUCGAGCUCUUCAGAACGAUCCUUCAGGCGUUGGUCCUCUGGAGAAGUACUUCUUGGGAGAGAAGUUCCACGGAUCAGAUGCCAAUAUUUUUACGGCCAAUAUGUAUUUGGCUGAGGAUCGUAUCUUGUGUUUCGAGUUGGUCGCCAAGAGAAACGCAGCCUGGGUGUUGCAAUACGUCAAGUCUGCAUAUGGUGAGACAGAUGUGCCCAGCACUGUGGCUGAGUUUAUCUCACAGCGUCGUCGUUGGUUGAACGGAUCAUUCUUCGCCUCGGUUUAUGCAUUGGUACAUCAAUUUGAUAUCUGGCGCUCGGAUCAUUCCACUGCUCGCAAGUUGUUCUUCCAUCUCGAAUUCUUUUAUAACGGCGUAUCCUUGUUCUUCUCAUGGUUUGCCUUGGGUAAUUUCUAUUUGACGUUCUACAUUCUCGGAAAUGCCAUGGUGUUCAAGAGGGAUCUAGAGGGCAAUAUACUGCAGGAGUCACCUUUUGGUGAGAACGAUGCCGGAUUCUGGAUCUUCACGAUCGCACGGUACAUUUACAUCUUGUUGAUCGUUGCACAAUUCAUCAUGAGUAUGGGUAAUCGUCCUCAAGGUUCAAACUGGGCAUACAAGUCGUCAAUGGGGUUCUUUGCAGUCUUGAUGGGCUACAUGUUGUUUGGAGCCGGUUACAUGACGGUUGCAGGCAUCAAUCAAGCUCGAGAGGAUGCAGAGGCUGAUGGAGGUGGAACGUCGAUCACAUCAUUGUAUUUCCAGAAUGCCAUGUUCCGAAACACAGUCGUUUCAUUGGCAUCAACCUAUGGACUGUACUUCUUUGCUAGUUUCUUGUUCUUGGAGCCAUGGCACAUGUUCCACUCCUUUAUCCAGUACAUGUUCAUGGUUCCGUCGUAUGUCAACAUCUUGAACGUAUAUGCAUUCUGUAACAUUCAUGAUAUCUCUUGGGGUACUAAGGGAGACACCUCUGUCAAUACAGAUUUGGGAGUCGCCAAGAAGACCUCGGAAGGAGGCGUUGAGGUUGCAAUGCCGACCGACAGUCACGACAUCAAUAAUGCAUACGAUGAAGCCGUCAGUUCGUUGUCAAUCAAGACGCCAGAAGUGAAGCAAGAACGUAGUGUGAAGGAGAAGCAGGAGGACUAUUACCGUGAAAUCCGUACUCGUGUGUUGUUGGCAUGGAUCAUGAGUAAUGCAUUUUUGGUAGCCUUGGUAACAUCGGCUGCUUUUGGUGAUUUUACCAGAAACAGUACCACGUACUUGGGAAUUGUUCUCUGGUCAGUCGCUGGUCUGGCUUUCUUCCGCUUUGUGGGUAGUGUCACCUACAUGAUCCUGCGUCUCUUCAAUGGUCGCAUUGUCUAA
Messenger RNA from Lobosporangium transversale, 2352 nucleotides. RefSeq names its product chitin synthase 2. Lineage: Eukaryota; Fungi; Mortierellomycota; Mortierellomycetes; Mortierellales; Mortierellaceae. Gene Ontology annotation, cellular component: cell septum; cell periphery. The record is from RefSeq and is a predicted model, not a curated record. Bases 1 to 2352 code for a protein of 783 amino acids. Gene Ontology annotation, molecular function: chitin synthase activity. The transcript has 5 exons.